CCUUAAAUAUACUCCGAGAGAGAGAGAGAGAGAGUCGAUAAAAGAAAGAAAAAGUUGGACGAAUGUUUGCUUCGUUGUAAUUUCUUCCCAGGGAAAAUUAACUGUUUCCGUUUAUAAACGAAGCUCGACGAAUCUGACCACCUCUCCAGAACUGACUCAGAGAGAGAUGCUGCUGAUCAGAGAUUCGCUCCUAUUCGAAUCGUAGCUGGAUCGGUUCUAAAAUUAGGUUUUACUUUUCGAAGCUUUUGAGAUUUUUGAUUUUAAACAAUGGACGAAGAUUCGUCUAUGGUCCCCGAGCACGAUCACGAUCAGCACGACGAAGCGCAAUCUCAGAGGGAUGCGUCGGGGGAUGGAGGAGGAUCGAUGCCUGCCUUUUCGAGUCCCGAACCGUCGCAGCAGGAAGCUGUGGGAGGAGGAGAAGCGCAAUCAGCGCAAGUCGUUGUUGGUCCGAGGUGCGCGCCGCCGUACUCGGUCGUUGAUGCGUUGAUGGAUAAGAAGGAGGAUGGGCCUGGGCCUAGGUGCGGUCAUACGUUGACGGCGGUUCCGGCUGUUGGCGAGGAAGGGACGCCUGGGUAUAUUGGGCCUCGUCUUGUGUUGUUUGGUGGUGCUACGGCGCUUGAGGAUAACUCUGGUGGUACUGGAACUCCGACUUCUGCAGCUCCGAGUGCUGGCAUUCGGCUGGCUGGAGCAACAGCCGAUGUUCAUUGUUAUGAUGUCCUUUCUAACAAGUGGACUAGGCUUACACCAUUUGGGGAACCACCAACCCCAAGAGCCGCACAUGUCGCAACUGCAGUCGGGACCAUGGUAGUUAUUCAGGGUGGAAUUGGUCCUGCUGGUUUAUCUGCCGAAGACCUUCACGUUCUUGAUCUCACUCAACAACGGCCACGAUGGCACAGGGUUGUUGUUCAGGGUCCUGGACCAGGACCGCGUUAUGGACAUGUCAUGGCACUUGUGGGACAAAGAUAUCUCAUGGCGAUUGGUGGAAAUGAUGGAAAACGUCCUCUCGCUGAUGUAUGGGCCUUGGAUACUGCUGCCAAGCCUUAUGAAUGGCGUAAGCUGGAACCAGAAGGAGAAGGUCCACCUCCCUGCAUGUAUGCAACUGCAAGUGCGCGUUCCGAUGGUCUUCUUCUCCUCUGUGGUGGAAGGGAUGCAAAUAGUGUGCCUCUGGCCAGUGCAUAUGGACUUGCUAAGCACAGAGAUGGACGUUGGGAAUGGGCCAUAGCUCCUGGUGUCUCACCAUCUGCCAGAUAUCAGCAUGCAGCAGUCUUUGUAAAUGCAAGACUCCAUGUGUCCGGUGGGGCACUUGGUGGUGGACGCAUGGUUGAAGAUUCAUCCAGUGUUGCAGUAUUGGAUACUGCCGCAGGUGUAUGGUGUGAUACGAAAUCCGUUGUUACUAGUCCGCGAACUGGCAGGUACAGUGCCGAUGCGGCUGGUGGUGAUGCUUCUGUUGAGCUGACUAGGCGUUGUAGACAUGCUGCUGCUGCAGUCGGUGAUUUGAUAUUUAUCUAUGGCGGUCUACGUGGAGGGGUGUUACUCGAUGGCCUUUUAGUUGCUGAGGAUCUUGCCGCUGCGGAAACAACAUAUGCGGCUUCUCAUCCUGCUGCUGCUGCGGCAACAAAUUCGGCUCCAGGUCGGUUACCUGGAAGGUAUGGUUUUUCAGACGAAAGGAAUAGGGAGUUAUCUGAUUCAGCUGCUGAUGGUGCUGUUGUGCUGGAAAGCCCUGUUGCACCCCCUGUAAAUGGUGAUCUGCAUAAUGAUAUAAGCUCUGAAAAUGCAAUCAAUCCAGGAAUCAGGAGAACGAGCAAGGGUGUGGAGUAUCUUGUUGAAGCAUCAGCGGCAGAAGCUGAGGCGAUCAGUGCUACGUUGGCUGCUGCCAAGGCACGGCAGGUCAAUGGUGAAGUUGAGCUUCCAGAUAGGGAUUGUGGUGGAGAGGCUUCACCUAGUGGGACACCUACAUUUUCGCUAAUGAAGCCAGAUUCUAUGGGAUCUGCAGGGAUUCGUCUUCAUCAUAGAGCUGUGGUGGUUGCUGCAGAAACUGGUGGCGCCUUGGGUGGAAUGGCUAGACAAUUUUCUAUUGAUCAAUUUGAAAAUGAGGGACGACGUGUCAGUUAUGGGACACCAGAAAGUGCAACCGCAGCGAGGAAAUUAUUAGAUCGACAAAUGUCAAUCAGUAGUGUUCCUAAGAAGGUUAUAGCUCAUCUUUUAAAGCCUCGUGGGUGGAAGCCUCCAGUUCGACGCCAGUUUUUCCUAGAUUGCAAUGAAAUAGCUGACCUUUGUGAUAGUGCAGAACGUAUCUUCUCAAAUGAACCAACUGUAUUACAACUUAAAGCUCCUAUCAAAAUAUUUGGUGAUCUGCAUGGACAGUUUGGGGAUCUUAUGCGCCUUUUUGAUGAAUAUGGUUCACCAUCUACAGCUGGAGACAUAUCAUACAUCGAUUACCUCUUCUUAGGGGACUAUGUUGAUCGAGGUCAACACAGUCUAGAAACAAUCUGCCUUCUGCUUGCAUUAAAGGUUGAGUACCAGCAUAACGUACACUUAAUUCGGGGAAACCAUGAAGCUGCUGAUAUUAAUGCUCUUUUUGGCUUCCGAAUCGAGUGUAUUGAGCGAAUGGGUGAACGUGAUGGAAUCUGGGUGUGGCACCGAAUAAACCGUUUAUUUAAUUGGCUACCGCUUGCUGCAUCGAUUGAGAAGAAAAUUUUAUGUAUGCAUGGGGGUAUUGGUCGUUCUAUAAAUCAUGUGGAGCAGAUAGAGAGUAUUCAACGUCCAAUUACAAUGGAAGCUGGCUCCAUUGUACUCAUGGAUUUAUUAUGGUCGGAUCCGACUGAAAAUGACAGUGUGGAAGGUUUAAGGCCCAAUGCUAGAGGCCCUGGAUUGGUUACAUUUGGGCCUGAUCGUGUUAUGGAGUUCUGCAACAACAAUGAUCUUCAAUUAAUCGUACGUGCACACGAAUGCGUGAUGGAUGGGUUUGAGCGUUUUGCUCAGGGGCAUUUGAUAACUCUCUUUUCAGCUACAAACUAUUGUGGUACUGCAAACAAUGCUGGGGCUAUCUUGGUAUUGGGGAGAGAUCUUGUAGUGGUUCCUAAGCUCAUUCAUCCGUUACCUCCAGCACUUUCAUCAACUGAAGCUUCACAUCCAGAUGACACAUGGAUGCAGGAGCUGAACGCAAAUAGGCCAGCGACACCAACCAGAGGACGCCCACAAGCUCCAAAUGACAAAGGAGGCUCUCUGGCGUGGAUGUAAGGUAGACGGAAGAGGCACUCGUGGACAUACAUACCGCAGCCACACACUUUGUAACAUCUGCCUCCUGGUGUUCCUCAUGUUUCUGUACAGAAAAGAUGAGCGAUAAACGAGAAACGAUGAGGGUCUGGAGAUAUCAGGGGGUUGUUGUAAAUUGAGAUGCCGUAAGGGUAGAGAAGUCAGUUUUGGUGGUGGUUUAGUAGUGAUUUGUAGAGUUCAUUCGUUUGGGCUUUAGUUCUCUCUUUCAACUUUAUUUAGUCUGCUUUCUAUAAAAUCUUUGUGUUUCUCUCCAAUUUAUUAUCUUCUCGUUUUGGUUUGUGGUAUAGUUUCUUGGCGAGUGGGAUUUUGAGUUAUCAUCCGUAUUAGGGUGUGUUAGUUGGGGGGGGGGGGAUGGAUGGUUUGCUGGUUUUCUAUUUAUUCUGUAUCAUAUAGACGUUGGGGCUUUUGUGUAUCUUAACUUAUAUUCAUUAAGCAGCUCAUACUUUUGUAACG
Brassica rapa (field mustard) is the source of this 3729-nucleotide messenger RNA. Its product is annotated as serine/threonine-protein phosphatase BSL2-like. Gene Ontology annotation, biological process: brassinosteroid mediated signaling pathway. Lineage: Eukaryota; Viridiplantae; Streptophyta; Magnoliopsida; Brassicales; Brassicaceae. Gene Ontology annotation, molecular function: phosphoprotein phosphatase activity; protein binding. The record is from RefSeq and is a predicted model, not a curated record.